Molecule: messenger RNA, 4012 nt
Organism: Grus americana (Whooping crane)
Lineage: Eukaryota; Metazoa; Chordata; Aves; Gruiformes; Gruidae
Gene: RGS9
Product: regulator of G protein signaling 9
Exons: 17
Coding region: 118-1584 (488 amino acids)
Biological process (GO): regulation of G protein-coupled receptor signaling pathway; intracellular signal transduction; G protein-coupled receptor signaling pathway
Source: RefSeq, a predicted model, not a curated record
GAGGAGGCGGUGGCGGGUGGCCGCAGCCAGGUGCGCCUGGUCAGGGCCGCCGCUCCGCCAGCCCGCUGCUCCGCCAACCCGUUCCGGCCGCCGCGCUGCCCGGCUCGGCCCGGCACCAUGACCGUCACACGGCUCGACCAGGGGCAGCGGCACCGGCCGCGGAUGGCCUUCCUGAAAAAGAUCGAAGUGCUUAUGAUGGAGAUGCAGAAUACAGACACGGGCAUCAAGACGCAGACGCAGAGAGUGAUGAUCACCACCAUCCCACAUGCUGUGGCAGGUAAUGAUAUAUUGCAGUGGAUUCUCCAACGCUUGCAGAUCACCGAGGAAGAGGCACUCCACCUGGGGGACCUGUUUGUCAAAUACGGAUACAUCUACCCCCUUCAGGAGCCAAAGAAUCUCACCCUUAAGACAGACGGCAGCCUGUACAGGUUUCAAACCCCUUACUUCUGGCCUGCGCAGAGCUGGCCCGCUGAUGACACAGACUAUGCAAUUUACCUAGCAAAGAAGAACAUUAAGAGGAAAGGGAUUUUAGAAGAAUAUGAAAAGGAACAUUACAACAUGCUCAAUCAAAAAAUAAACUACAAGUGGGAUUUUGUUAUUAUGCAGGCCAAAGAGCAGUAUAAGGCAGGGAAGGAGCGGAAGAAGGCAGACAGGUACGCCCUGGACUGCCAGGAGAGAGCCUACUGGCUUGUGAACCGAACUCCUCCCGGCAUGCUAGAUGUCCUAGAGUAUGGAAUAGACCGCGUAACGGAUCCCAAUGAAAAUAAGGUAAACCAGAAAAAAACGAUGGAUGUUUACAGGAGAGAGAUUAUGUACUAUCAGCAAGCCAUCAUGAAGUCCAGAGUGAAAUCUUCGGUCUCUCUCGGAGGGCUUGUGAAGUACUCUGAGCAGUUCCUCUCCAAUGAUCCUAUCUUGUCUGGAUGUCUCCCCAGCAACCCCUGGAUAACAGAUGAUCCUGAGUUCUGGGAUCUCAAUGCAAAACUAGUGGAAAUCCCCACCAGAAUGCGUGUGGAGCGAUGGGCCUUCAACUUCAGUGAGCUGAUACGAGACCCGAAAGGUCGGCAGAACUUCCAGCUCUUCCUGAAGAAGGAGUUCAGCGGAGAGAAUCUGAGUUUCUGGGAAGCCUGUGAGGAUCUCAAGUAUGGAGACCAAUCCAAGGUCAAAGAAAAAGCAGAAGAAAUUUACAAGCUCUUCCUGGCUCCAGGAGCAAGGCGCUGGAUUAACAUUGAUGGCACAACAAUGGGCAUCACGGUCAAAGGCCUCCAGCACCCUCAUCGUUAUGUUUUAGAUGCUGCUCAGACCCACAUUUACAUGCUGAUGAAAAAGGACUCCUACGGCCGUUAUUUAAAGUCUCCAAUAUACAAGGAAAUGCUGGCCAAGGCUGUUGUGCCACAAGAGACUGUCAAAAAAAGCUCCACUUUCCCAUUCGGACGCCGUCACCUCCGCUCCAGCCCCAGCCCCGUCAUCCUGAGGCAGCAGGAGGAAGAGGCCAAAGCCAAAGAAGCUGCCACGACCGUGGACAUCACGCAGGUCAUGAGCAAGCUGGAUCGCAGAAGCCAGCUCAAGAAGGAACCUCCCAAGUAGGCUCUGAGCCCUGCAGGGCACAGCGCAGGGAAAAGACAAGCUGAGGCUGGUGUUGAGCUUCGUCUCCCCUUCCUGAAGGUGUCAGUGCUGCUUUAGGUUUCCCAGGCCGGCUCUGCCAGCAGCCUGCUUCCUGCACGUUGCCAUGGCUUCUGGAGCAGCAGAUGUCACUUCCCAGGCAUGGUAGUGCUGCCGGAGCCAGGCUGCUGGCUGUGCCGGACUCGGGGUGCAGGGCCCUGGCUCCCUCCCGGCGUACCUUGGACGGGGGGAUUCCUUCUGGCUGUUCCGAGCCCCCCCCCCCCCCCCCCCCCAGAGGUCAGGGAGCCCAGCUGCCUCUGCCUGCCUCCUGCUCCUCCAGGAGCUGGGAUGGCACAAGGCAGAGUACAGCUCUGCCCUCCCAAUCCUUUGGGUUCAAAUCAGCCUUCCUCAGGGCAGAGGUGGAUGACCCUGCAGGGAGCAGGGCAAGGUGACCAACCUCAAAAUGCAUCCACGCUGGUGUCCAUCUGUUCAGGGGGACAUGCACCCUGCCAAGGGGUUCACCCGGGGCACCCCCUGAGAGGAGUGCACCCCUCGCUUCAAGUAUCCUGCACCUCCUAGCCAGUGCAAAGGAGCCACAGGCAGAAGAGCGGGGUAGAUUUCUUGUGAGAACAGUAGGAUGAGUGUUUCUGAAGGUUUAGUUGACCCUUUGAAUUUUAACGACACUCCCAAUUCCCCCUGGCACGUUGGAGAUGAUCAGUGGAAAGCUCUGCUCUCCCCUGUGACUCCCCCGCAUGAUGAGUUAGGUGUGCAGGCGUAGCAAGAGCCUGCAGGAGGGCUUGAGAGAUGCAGCCGUGGCUUUGUGUUUCUUUUAUCAAAUCCUUCCUGCCUCUUGUCUUGUCUUUUUCCUGCUCUUCUAUUUUCUGUUGUUAAAAAUCUAAUAGGAGGUAGUUCCAGUUGUCACUGGCUUGUAGCCCAGAGGCAAGGAAGAACCAGGGCAGAGGUGUUAAGAGCUGACUUAAAAGUUUAAGUAGUGGUUUCUUUUUCUUUUGCUCUUUAGAAUGAGGUAACCUAAAAUACCAUGUUAGUGCUAAAGAGCUCAGGAAGAUUCCAGGCUUUGCCGGGAAACCCCGGUGCGUCUGGACCCAGCCAAUGAUUACCAGAAGUGGGAAGAUUCCUGCAAAGCCCAGUAACGGGAAUUGGGGGGGGCAGAAAAGCUGCUGCUUUGUUUGUUACAAUUUAGGGGAAGCAGAGGGGCUGGGUGAGAAGCACUGAGGUCCGGGAAGCUUCUUCACUCCGGUUCAUAUUGUUUAUCUGUUUUUACUACUGGUACGAUUUGACACGAAACGGAGAAAGCUGGAUGGGAGCCCGCAGGUACCAGGGUGCAUGCAGACUAACCCCUCGCGAGCAGGGAGAUAGUCGGGCGAUAGCUGUGUCCUGAACAGCUUUGAACAGCAAUUCUUGCCCUCCCUGUGUGUGUUAUGAGAGGCAGAAUCAGGGCUCCAUGGUCUGAUCGGGUAUCACUGCAGAACUAGUCUCCUUUGCUUUGCAGCUGAGCUAGGGAGAUUUUUGUGACCUCUGUUAACCUAACAGUGAUAAACCUUCUUAGAGGAAUUGAAACCAAGGUGCAUGAAUCUUUUUGCUCUGAUGUCAAGGUCUGCUUGCUAAGUCUCUGCUCUUAUUCCCAGUGGAAGCAACGGCAAAUUUUGCAAUGUCAUAAAGGUGAGCAGGUUCAGACCAUAAAUUUUUCAAUUCUGCUUAAAACCACAAGGGGUUUUUUUAAGUGAGGUACUGAGCACCAUCAGCCUACCUUGAUAUAAGAGCACUGAAAGAUACUCAGGAACUUCACAGGGUUGGUCCACAGCUACUUGGAUGUGAUGAGCUCUACAGUCUCCUCCGAGUUUGUAUAACAUGGAGCACUGAGCAUGUUGGGAAUGCCGGUAUGUAGUAACAUGUGGAAGAUCAAGUCAGGGUAUAAAUAAUAAAUAACAAAUCUGUGUGUUCCAGUCAGUCCCUCUGAUUCUACUUCUGUUCUGUCUGCAGCUUUGCUUUUUGUGUUCUCUCUAUCCUUUCCUUUCUCUGAUUUUUUUUCAUCCUCCCAGCUUUGCGUCACUGUGCCCCUGACAUGGGUUAAUGCCACAUGCUUUGGAGUCACUGUGCUUGUGAAACACCAGUCCUACACUUGCAGGCAGAGGCUGGCUCUCUGCUGCUUACAGGGUGAAUGAGCUGGCAUGACCCAGUGUACCGCUCCUCGGUCCCUCGCUCUUCAGUCCCUGAAGAGGAAGGUCGCCUGGUACAAAGUGUGACCACGGUACAAACUGAACUUCACUUUGUGCCAGCCAAGAAAUUGUUUGUUUCCACUGGAAAUCAGAGCAAUAUGUUGUUUCAUUUCUUGGCCAUCACUUCCAUGCAUUCAUCUGUCUAAUAAAAAUAAAUGUAGAAAAUGAAAAAAGAA